GCAGCCUGGGAGGUUUGCAUGGUGUUUGCAUUUGCAGCCUCUUUUCCCCUGCAGAGGAGCAGGAAAGUCAUUGCCUGAAGAGGGAAGUUGGAGCAAAGCAAGGAGAAUUUUUGAGUCCUGGUGGAAGAUGGAAGAGCAGAACUUUGCUGCCCCUGAGGCAGGAAAAGGCCCCCAUAUCAUCCAGGAAGGGAGCAGUACGGAGCUCUGGGAAAGAAGAGUCCAGGAGAACCAGCGUGGGACCAACCUAGAGCACCAGCUCUUCAGAGACUUCUGCUACCAGGAGGCUGAAGGGCCCCGAGAAGUUUGCAGCCAACUCCACCACCUUUGCCGUCACUGGCUGAAGCCAGAAAGGAACACGAAAGCUCAGAUGCUGGACCUGGUAGUCCUGGAGCAGUUCCUGGCUGUCCUGCCCCCGGAGAUGGAGAGCUGGGUCAGAGAAUGUGGAGCGGAGACCAGUUACCAGGCGGUGGCCCUGGCAGAAGGCUUCCUCCUGAGCCAGGCAGAGGACCAAGAGCAGGACAGUCCUUGACUGAAGAGAGAAAUUGGCAGCCAAGGAAGGAAAACUUUUGAGUCCCAGUGGGAGCGGAGAUGGAGAAGAAAAUAAAGAUGGAAGAGCAAAACUUUGCUCUCCCUGAAGCAGGAAACAUCUCCUGCAACAUCAAGGAAGAGGACAGUGCAGAGCUCUGGGAAAGAAGAGUGCAGGAGAACAAGCCUGGGAGAAAUACCUGCUCAGAUACUGAGCACCAGCGCUUCAGGGACUUCUGCUACCAGGAGGCCGAGGGCCCCCGAGAGGUUUGCAGCCGACUCCACCACCUUUGCCGCCAGUGGCUGAAGCCAGAAAGGAACACAAAAGCUCAGAUGAUGGAUCUGGUGGUCCUGGAGCAGUUCCUGGCUGUCCUGCCCUUGGAGAUGGAGAGCUGGGUUAGAGAAUGUGGAGCGGAGACCAGUUCCCAGGCGGUGGACCUGGCAGAAGGCUUCCUCCUGAGUCAGGCAGAGGACAAAGAGCAGGUGCAGGGGAUGUCAGCCAAAGCAUGCGCAGAUUUCUCUGAGGCAGAGAAGGCUCCAUCAGGCACCACGCAGAGGCCGCUGUUCAGGUGGAUCUUGCGGGAGGGUGACGGAGGACCCACCUCACUGGGGAGCGGAAAACCCCACAGAGAAACUGAACUGAUACUGUGGGAUCCUUCAAGGCUUCCUUCGCUUUGUGGUCAAGUGGAAGCGGUUUCUGCGCAGCCUGGGCAGUGUCCGGUGACCUUUGAGGAGGUGUCUGUUUAUUUCUCAGAGGAGGAGUGGGCUCUGCUGGAUCCAGGCCAGAGGAUUCUGCACAAGGAAGUCAUGGAGGAGAAUCGUGGGAUCCUGGCCUCUCUGGGUGAUCACAGGGAGAGCAAGAAAAAUGGCCUACACCAGAGAAGGAAAACUGAAACUGAAGAGAAGAGGGAAAACAAAUCCAUUUCUUUUGAAGGAUCAGACGUCUGUAAAACUCCAAUACUAGAAGCAACAAGAAAAAAGAACAUUGACAACAGCAAGAACCAGAGGAAAAGCUCUUGGGACAUAAAAACUCAGAAGAUUCAUCUUAGCAAAUAUCAAAGAUCUCAAUACUUAGAGUGUGAAAAACAAUUCAGUUUCAACACACAACUUAAGUUGUAUCAAAGAGUUCAUACUGGGGAGAAGACCAAUAAAUGCUUAGAGUGUGGAGAGAGCUUUGCUCACAGCACAAGCCUUAAGCUGCAUGAAGGAAUUCACACUGGGGAGAAGCCCUAUAAAAGCUUAGAGUGCGGAAAGAGCUUUGCUCAGGGUUCAAAACAUAAGCGGCAUCAAAGAACUCACACUGGUGAGAAGCCCUAUAAAUGCUUAGAGUGUGGAAAGAGCUUUGCUCAUGGCACACACCUUAAAAAGCAUCAAAGAAUUCACACUGGGGAGAAGCCCUAUAAAUGCUUAGAGUGUGGGAAGACCUUUGCUCUGAGCGCACACCUUAAGCUGCAUCAAAGAAUUCACACUGGAGAGAAGCCCUUUAAAUGCUUAGAGUGUGGAAAGAGCUUUGCUUUCAGCACAAGCCUUAAGCAGCAUCAAAGGAUUCACUCUGGGGAGAAGCCCUAUAAAUGCGUAGAGUGUGGAGAGAGCUUUGCUCAGGUUAUAAAACUUAAGCAGCAUCAAAGAAUUCACACUGGGGAGAAGCCCUAUAAAUGCUUAGAAUGUGGAAAGAGCUUUGCUCACUGCACACUCCUUAAGAAACAUCAAAGAACUCACACUGGGGAGAAGCCUUAUGAAUGCUUAGAGUGUGGAAAGAUCUUUGCUCAUAGCAGAAACCUUAAGCAGCAUCAAAGAAUUCACACUGGGGAGAAGCCCUUUAAAUGCUUAGAGUGUGGAAAAAGCUUUGCUCAUAGCACUAACCUUAAGGGGCAUCAAAGAAUUCACACUGGGGAGAAGCCCUAUAAAUGCUUAGAAUGCGGGAAGAGCUUUGCUCACAGCUUCAGCCUUAAGCUGCAUCAAGAAAUUCGCACCGGGGAGAAGCCGUAUGAAUGCUUAGAAUGUGGGAAGAGCUUUGUUCUGAGCUCAAAACUUAAGCGGCAUCAAAGAAUUCACACUGGGGAGAAGCCCUAUAAAUGCUUAGAGUGUGGAAAGAGCUUUGCUCAAAGCACUUACCUUAAGCAGCAUCAAAGAAUUCACACUGGGGAGAAGCCCUAUAAAUGCUUAGAGUGUGGAAAGAGCUUUGCUGAGAGCAGGAGCCUUAAGCAGCAUCAAAGAAUUCACACUGGGGAGAAGCCCUAUGAAUGCUUAGAAUGCGGGAAGAGCUUUGUUCUUAGUACAAACCUUAAGCGGCAUCAAAGAAUUCACACUGGGGAGAAGCCCUAUAAAUGCUUUGAGUGUGGAAAGAGCUUUUCUCAAAGCACUCACCUUAAGCAGCAUCAAAGAAUUCACACUGGGGAGAAGCCCUAUAAAUGCUUAGAGUGUGGAAAGAGCUUUGCUGAUAGCAGGAGCCUUAAGCAGCAUCAAAGAAUUCACAAUGGGGAAAAGCUCUAUAAAUGCUUAAGAGUGUGGAAAGAGCUUUGCUUGCAGCACACGCCUGAAAUGGCAUCAAAUAAUUCGCACUGGGGAGAAGCCCUAUAAAUGAUUACAGUGUGGAAAGAGCUUUGCUCAGAGCACAAACCUUAAGCGGCAUCAAAGUAUUCACACUGCGGAGAAGCCUAUAAAUGCUUAGUGUAUCAUUUAUAGCAUCAUAGAAUAGCAGAGUUGGAAGGGGCCUACAAGGCCAUCGAGUCCAACCCCUGCUCAAUGCAGGAAUCCACCCUAAAGCAUCCCUGUCAGAUGUUUGUCCAGCUGCCUCUUGAAUGACUUUAGUGUGGGACAGCCCACAACCUUCCAAGGUAACUGGUUUCAUUGUCGUACUGCUCUAACAGGUAGUUUUUCCUGAUGUCCAGCCGGAAUCUGCCUUCCUGUAACUUUAGCCCAUUAUUCUGUGUCCUGCAUCCUGGAGUGACUGAGAAGAGAUCCUGGCCCUCCUCUGUGUGACCACCUUUCAAAUCAUUUAGAAGAGCUAUCAUAUCUCCCCUCAAUCUUCUCCAGGCUAAACAUGCCCAGUUCUUUCAGUCUCCCCUCAUAGGGCUUUGUUUCCAGACCCCUGAUCAUCCUUUAAACAUUAGGGUGACUAUAUUUUGGAAACCAAAACGGGGGACAACAUGGUCGGCAAAGGGGGGUGUCCAGCACCAAGGGGGCGUGCCCACCCGAACAUAUCCUUGGUCACUGCUGUAAGGGAUGCGUGAAGGGAACUGGGAAUGGCCUGUCUUUUAACGUGUUAAUUUUAUUGUUAUGGUUCAUAGGAAAAUGGAGAUAAGCAGCCCAGCUGCAUGGGGGAGACUGGUGAAGCCAGGAACCGCUUGAGGCAUGUUCGCCCGGCCUUGAGAGACAUUAACAUCUCAGGCGGAGGUGUGAAAGAUCUACGUAUGAAAAGCCAAGGGGAGGGGGGAAGCAGUUGGAGAAAAGAAACUAUAAAAUAUACUUUUGGGGGGGGGGGAGUUCAGCGUGGCUGGCUGAC
Molecule: messenger RNA, 4030 nt
Organism: Elgaria multicarinata webbii
Lineage: Eukaryota; Metazoa; Chordata; Lepidosauria; Squamata; Anguidae
Product: zinc finger protein 345-like
Exons: 7
Coding region: 589-3105 (838 amino acids)
Biological process (GO): regulation of transcription by RNA polymerase II
Cellular component (GO): PcG protein complex; chromatin; transcription regulator complex
Molecular function (GO): DNA-binding transcription factor activity, RNA polymerase II-specific; RNA polymerase II cis-regulatory region sequence-specific DNA binding
Source: RefSeq, a predicted model, not a curated record